AUGGAUUGGGUGAGGGGCGCUGCCAUCGGACAAGGAAGCUCCGCUGCAGUCUACGUUGCAUUCCACCGUAGCUUCCCCUCCGCCGCAUUCGCCGUCAAAUCCACUAGUCUCACUUCUUCCACGCUUCUCCAACGUGAAGAGGUUGUACUCAAAGACCUGAAGGGAUGUCCUCAAAUUAUCCGCUGCUUUGGACAUGACAUCACCACCGACAUCUCCGGCGAACUAAUGUACAACCUUUUCCUUGAAUACGCCGUCGGAGGCUGCAUUUUCGGUGCCCUACCAUACCGGAACCAACCAUCCGCCGCUAUGUUCGUUCCAUCCUCUUGGAUCGCCGAUUUCGGUCUUGCGACGAGGACGGGAGAUGAAUCCACCAAGGGAUACAUAAAGGGAACGCCGUUGUACGUGGCUCCUGAAUCUGCUUCAAGGAAUGAGUACAACACGGCAGUGGACAUUUGGGCUUUAGGAUGCUCGGUGUCCGAAAUGGCUUCCGGCAGGCUACCUUGGCGUGACGUCGAGGAUUCUGAUUAUGGAAUUUGGCCUCUGUUGUUUCGAAUCGGGUGCAGCGAUGAGUUGCCGGAGAUCCCUCAAGAGAUGUCGGAGGAGGGUAAAGAUUUCCUUCGUUGUUGCUUCCAAAAAGAUCCCAACAAACGCUGGACUGCAGAAAUGUUAUUAACGCACCCAUUCGCCACUACCUCCUCUUCAGAAUUUGAAUCAAAAGCGGAAGCCAUGUCUUGCUCUGUUUUGCACCCAAAGCCAAAAAGUCAAUUUGGUUACUCAUUGGCCAAUUCAGUAAUUCCACUUACUCCUCCGAGAACUUUGAAACAACUGGAUUCAUUUUCGAUUUUAGAUGCGGUGAGAGAGAUGAUGAGAGGAUUGGCCACUGAAAAGAGGCCGGAUUGGGCGAAUACUUUGCCAGAGGAGGAGGAGGAAGGAUGGCUUACUGUGAGGGAGAAGGGCUCGAGUGGUAGAAUUCAUGAAGAGAUUGUUUUGCCCAAAGAGUCUGUUUUUUUUGUUUGA
Molecule: messenger RNA, 1017 nt
Organism: Phalaenopsis equestris
Lineage: Eukaryota; Viridiplantae; Streptophyta; Magnoliopsida; Asparagales; Orchidaceae
Product: mitogen-activated protein kinase kinase kinase YODA-like
Exons: 2
Coding region: 1-1017 (338 amino acids)
Biological process (GO): protein phosphorylation
Molecular function (GO): protein kinase activity; ATP binding
Source: RefSeq, a predicted model, not a curated record